AGGCCACGCCCGCCUCAAAUACGUUCUUUCUGUCAAUCACCGCCAGGCCACGCCUCCCCCGUGCUUCUUACACAAACAGCAGCAGCUCGAGAGAGUAAAUAGAGAAAAGAUGGCGGAGUUCAUUCAGCUCAACAAACCCACCGAACCGAAACCAGCGUCCCAGAACCGCGAGCACCAUCCUCAUCCUCAUCCUCCACCGGCCAAGAAGAUCCGACAUGAGGAGAAAGUAUUUAAAGCCAAGAAGAUGAACGGAGACACGGAGCAGCAGAAUUACAGCAGCAAACCGAAAAACAAGAAAAACAAAACAGAGAAAGACAGAGACCGAGAGAAAGAUAGAGAUAGAGAGAAGGAGAAAGAGAAAGGCAAAGAGAAAGAGAGAGAGAAAGAGAGGAAGAAACACAAACUGGCGGCUGAAAAUCACCUCAGUGUGAAGAAGGAGAACGGAGAGCUGAAGCUGUCGCAGAAAGAUCACACUAUCAAAGACAAAGAGAAACCGAGAGACAGAGACGGCGAGAAGAAGAGAGAGAGGGAGAAGGACAGAGAAAAAGAGCAGGAGAAAGAGAUGAAGGAGAAAAGAAAACAUAAGCUGAUGAUGGAGAUGAAGAGAGAGAAUGGAGAGGUGAAGAUCCUGCAGAAAGGUGACAGAGAGAAGCCGAAGAUCGACUCCGCUGAGGAUUUGCUGAUGAAAAAGAUCAAGAAGAAAAAGAAAAAGAAACACAAAGAAGGGGAAAAGCGGAAGCGGCCCAAGAUGUACAGCAAAUCUAUCCAGACGGUGUCUUCUGAUCUCCCCAAAUCUGGCUCAGAUUUCAAGCCGCCGCCGCCUCCGGUCCAGCAGGGCGGCGCUCUGAGCUCCGUCAGCGGCCUGAAGCAGGAGAACAGCGACGGCGAGGCCAGAGCCGCUAGAUUGCCCGGCCUGGACCGGCUGGAGUUUGGCUGUCUGGUUCACGUGGAGCACCAGCCCAACGGAGGCGCUCUGGUGGCUCACGCCUACAGCAAGGAGCUGUCUGUCCUGUCUCCUGUGGAGAUGCAGAGGUUCGCGCAGGAGUUUGUGACGCUAUCGUUUAGCGAGGACCAGGACGGAGCCGCUAACUAUGUGAUGGGCGUGAUUCACGGCGCCGCCUCCUACCUCCCAGACUUCCUGGAGUACUUCUCAACUAAGUUCCCCAACUCGCCCGUCAAAAUGGAGAUCCUGGGGAAGAAGGACAUCGAGACGACUACUAUGGCAAACUUCCACACUCAGGUGAGGAGGAGUUACUCUCACGGGACGUACCGCGCCGGCGCUAUGAGGCAGAUCAGUCUGGUGGGUGCCGUGGACGAGGAGGUGGGCGAUUAUUUCCCAGAGUUCCUCAAUAUGCUGGAGAAGUCGCCCUUCCUGGAGCGGACGCUGCCGUGGGGGACGUUCUCCAGUCUGCAGCUGAAGAGCCCAACAGAGAGUGAUGACGGGCCCAUCAUGUGGGUUCGGCCCGGAGAGCAGAUGAUCCCGGUCACAGACAUGCCAAAGUCUCCCUUCAAACGGAAACGGUCGACUAAUGAAAUUAAGAAUCUUCAGUAUCUGCCGCGAACCAGUGAGCCCCGUGAGAUGCUGUUUGAGGACCGGACCAGAGCUCAUGCUGACCACAUCGGUCAAGGGUUUGAACGCCAGACCACUGCCGCUGUGGGAGUGCUGAAAGCUGUCCGCUGCGGGGAAGGUGCUGAACCUCCACGCAUAACCAAAGACGUGAUCUGUUUCCACGCGGCUGAUUUCCCUGACGUGGUGCAGCGGCUGCAGUUAGACCUGUAUGAGCCGCCUCUGUCUCAGUGUGUGCAGUGGGUGGAUGAUGCUAAACUUAAUCAGCUGAGGCGAGAGGGAAUCCGCUACGCUCGUAUCCAGCUCUACGAUAACGACAUCUACUUUAUCCCUCGCAACGUAGUUCACCAGUUCAAGAGCGUGUCGGCCGUGUGCAGCCUUGCCUGGCAUGUGCGUUUGAAGCAGUACCAUCAGCCACCCAAGGAAGAGGAGGCUCGUGAGGAAGGUGAAGAGCUGAAGCAGCACAUCAAGCAGGAGUCGGCUGGCGAGAACGGCAGAGCUGUGAACACGGACUGCAGACCGGUGCCACAGUCGCUGUGCGUAACGCAAAUAAAGAUGGAGCGGGCGGAGCUGCUCGCUGACAGACCGCCCAAGCCUCCUCCUGGAAGUAACAGCUCGACUCCUCCUCUCGUCUCCUCCUCUGACAGCCGACCCAAAGCGCACCACACGGCAGAAUGUCCAAGCGCUCCAUCACACCCGUCACGCAACCCCACAGCCGGUCCACACACACCCAAACACACACACGCACCAGCACCAACCAAACACACACACACGUCAACACCAACCAAACACGCACACAGCUCCGCAUCCAGAUAUCUCCAUUCUUCCUCUGUCCCCAAACUGGGCCACACGCCCUCAACACCAACUAAACUCAGCCAUUCUACCAACACAACCAAACCCAUGCAACUGGCUAACAUACCCAAACCCAUGCAACCUACUAGCACAACCAAACCAACACAACCCACUAAUACAACUAAACUCACACAACCCGUUAACACAACCAAACUCACACAACCUACUAACACAACCAAAUCAACACAACUAGCUAACACAACCAAACCCACACAACUGGCUAACAUAACCAAACCCAUGCAACCUACUAACAUAACUAAACCCACACACUCUGCGAACACAGCCAAACACACACACACCACACUAAUAACCAAACCCGGCCCCAAAAUGAGCUCUGGACUGUCAAUCAGCUGGACUGCUCCGCCCCUGGCCCUGCCCCAGGCCACGCCCCCUCUGAGGCCGGACCGCCCCCCAGACUCUCUGCACCCAAAGGCGGUCAGAGCUCACCCGCAUGAAUCACACAAAGACUUUUUAUACUGAUUUGUACAGAAUGGUUUUUAAACGGCGCUUCAUUCAAUCACUUUAUUUCUACUGUCUACCGGUUUUUCUUUCUUUGUAAUCGAUCUGACAAGAGCAGAGAAUCCUUCUGUAAGACCGGAUCAACAUCUCUCUCUGUCUCUCUCCUGUUACUGGUUGUCAACAUGGCAAAUGUAGCUCGUAACUCGCUCCUCAGUGCCUGUCCGUAACUGUGAAAUAUCCAAGCACUUCGGCUCGGCUGCACUGAGAAAAUUCUUCAAAUCCAAACAGGUCCUCGAAUAAUAUAUUUUCAGUUGUAGGCUUUAGUCGUAUUAGAGCUGACAUGAACAUAUAUAUUUUUUGUAAGAUGACACAGAAUUCUUUUAAAGACUCUACAGGCUUUUCCAUAGAGCUUAUUUAUAUCAAGGGUUUCUUUGGUUCUGUUUGAUUCGUCAGCACUGUAGUGUACAUAACGAUUUUUCUAAAGGAAAUGUGUAGUGUGAUUUAUACUGAAAUCAGAACCUCCUAAUAAAAGGUUCCGUUUGUUGGAUCGGUGUCGUGUCUGUGAACCUCGUCGGCCAUCUAGCGUUUGCAUGAUCUGAAGCUACUGAAGAGAAUUAAAAUAUCACGACAUCGGUCUCACGUCCAGACCAUCUUCUGGGGUGUGAUUUUGAUGCAUUUCUGUUGAUAGCAGUCUGUCUUUCAGUAGUCACAUUACCAGUGCCUUCUUUCACCUCAGAACAUCUCUAAACUACAGACUAAACUGUUCGGGACUCACUCUCUGAGUUUAAGUCAGGACUGAAGACUCAUCUUUUAGCCCAGCAUAACCCGUUCAUUCCUCAGCUGUAUUAGUCCGGUCUGACAGAAACACAAGUGAAUGGCAUCAGUGCUGAUGUCAUUCCUUCUCAUCUGUCAUUAUAUCCUUAGUCUCAGGUCUGAUGAAUUCGUAACUGUGCCGUGUGACCAUCGUAAACCAACUAUUAUUGACUGUUGCACUGCUGUCUUCCAUGCUUGAACCACUGCCGCGUCUAACCUGAGCAUAAUCUAUAUCAGCCGCAUCAGUAAAUCAGAGACGAGCCGCAGACACUUGUUUGUUAAUGUUCAUGUUCAGAUUGUUUAGCCAGAGGCUGAAUGAACCGUUUCGUUUCGCAUUAUGAAGUCUCCCUGAUUAAACAUCUUAGAUUUAAAACUGCUCAAGUUUAAGGCAUUAUAGACACAACAGUAUAGCUUUCUUUGAAGCUGCUUUGAAAUUAUAUUUAUUGUGUAAAGUGCUAUAUAAAUAAAUUUGACAAAUUGGCUGUGGUCAGCACUAAAUGCAUUCCAGAUUUAUGAACUCGCAUCCGGAUUUAUAAAAAUAUAAACUUGGCGUAAAUAUGUACGCACCAUGCAGACAUGCGUACAAACUCUUUUUCUUGGAGCGAGAAAAGUAAAGUAAACGACGAUUUUAAACUUGGUUUUCAUGACGAUACACACAUUUACAUUAAAUAUUCCACUCUCAUUAAUGGAAAUAAACACUGAAAUUACAAAGUCAUUACGCAUAAUUUUACGCAUAUUUGUAGUGGAUGCGUUUGAUAAUUUUUCCUGUGGCGUGCUAUGUUUUAAUGACAGCGAGGAGUGCUAUAGGUGCACAAUAGUUCAUCUUUAAAUUAAACUGCAGAUCUCAUGUUAUAAGAAAAUAAUUUGGUGAGAAAAAUGAUCAAUGAUGCGCACUUACUUCGAUAUUAUGGCGGACACUGCUGGAUUUGGUGGCCGAACGGUCUAUUGUCCGGUUUGAAUAGGUCUAAUGAUAAUAGCUUACUGUAAAACCACAGCUUCACGAGGUGUUGAUGGCAUGUGAAGGAAACUACAACAUUAUGAAAUAUACCACUGUAUUUGAAGGAUACAACUAGAAGAAAGCGGAAAGAUUUGCACGUUUCCUUUUUAAAAUACUUUGUCAGUGACGCUGACAGUUUUAUUUACAUUGCAAUAAAUAUAGGCCUAUCUGUUUCCACUAAAAAUAGCUAAAAGUUGUUUACCUUAUCAUCAAAACUGCAUAAAUUUGAUUUGAAUUGUUUGAAACGAUUGAAAUGCUAUUUGGCCAGUGGAAAUGAAUGAGAUUUAAUCUAUUCUAAAAUAUUUAUCUGAGAACUCUUUUAAACAGUUUUUAUGGAUAUUUUGAUAUAUUUAUUCUUAAACAUAAGGAUACAGGAUGAUUUUUAGCAAUAAAAAUUAAUGUGUAUGCAAUAAAUGGCAUUUAUAGUCUGUAUCUCAUA
Messenger RNA from Onychostoma macrolepis, 5127 nucleotides. RefSeq names its product lysine-specific demethylase RSBN1L-like. The transcript has 8 exons. The record is from RefSeq and is a predicted model, not a curated record. Lineage: Eukaryota; Metazoa; Chordata; Actinopteri; Cypriniformes; Cyprinidae. Gene Ontology annotation, cellular component: nucleus. The coding region runs from base 110 to 2899 and encodes 929 amino acids.